Messenger RNA from Ruditapes philippinarum (Manila clam), 534 nucleotides. Its product is annotated as pre-mRNA-splicing factor CWC22 homolog. The record is from RefSeq and is a predicted model, not a curated record. NCBI's taxonomy places the organism in Eukaryota, Metazoa, Mollusca, Bivalvia, Venerida, Veneridae. The transcript has a single exon. The coding region runs from base 1 to 534 and encodes 177 amino acids.
AUGGAAAUGGAAACAGAGAAUGAUGAGCCAGAGUGUAAGAAGAGGAAGUGUGAAGAUGGAAAGUCAAUGGAGAAGUUAUUAGAAAGAAUAGUGAUGUCAAUAGAAGCGAACAGUAGAGCAAUUGAAAGUGUAAAAGGGUCAAUGGAUAGAAUGAACGAUAGUUUUAAAGGUUUACAAAGGACAAUGGAAGAGAUAAAGUAUGAAAUAAAAGAGAGCAGAGAAGAGAAUAGGAGAAGAGUAGAAGGAAACAACAGACACGAAGGACACAGAGAAUCAAACAUAACAAACAGUCGACAGAGAACUAGUUAUACAUCAGACAACAGACAUCACAGUAGAGAAUUUAAUAGAGAACGACAUAGAGAACAAGACAGAGAAGACAAAAAUGGAAACAAUAACAAAAGACGUAAUAAUGAAAAUGAUGAGAGACAACACAAAACCCAAGGAAAGGAGCAAAGCAACAGAAACACUGAGGAGAAAAACAAAAAAUUGAAGGAAGGACGAUCUGUAUUGAAAUCAGUGAUAAAUAAGAUAUAA